CCACUCCCCUGAUCCUCCGUUCCGUCCGGUUCGCGGGCGGUUGGCUGAUGCAGCAGCGGGGCCUCGGCCACAACCGCCGCUCCCGCGGCUUCUCCCGCUCCCGCCUCGCCGUCGAGGGCGCCUAAACGCGUGAAUCCACGCCACCCACACCUCAAGCAAAUCUCCUCUCUUCUUCUUCUUCCGCGGGCCGAUAGGCUCGCGUAAAAACUUCUUAACGAAAAUCAAAACAGGGGACGGGAGAUGGACGCCGGCGCCGCCCCCGUGGUAGCCGUUGCGAAUGGGGUCGGGGAGGUGGAGCGGAAGGUUCAGAAGAGCUACUGGGAGGAGCACUCCAAGGACCUCACCGUCGAUGCCAUGAUGCUCGACUCCCGCGCCACCGAUCUCGACAAGGAGGAGCGCCCCGAGGUCCUAUCUUUACUUCCAUCUUAUAAAGGGAAAUCGGUACUGGAGCUUGGUGCUGGGAUAGGACGCUUUACUGGAGAACUGGCAAAGGAAGCUGAGCAUGUCCUAGCACUAGAUUUCAUUGAAAAUGUGAUCAAGAAGAAUGAAAGCAUAAAUGGGCAUAACAAGAACAUAACCUUUAUGUGUGCUGAUGUAACAUCUCCGGAUCUGAAGAUUGAAAAUAAUUCCAUUGAUCUGAUAUUUUCAAACUGGCUGUUGAUGUACCUUUCGGAUGAGGAGGUUGAGAAGCUAGUAGGAAAGAUGGUAAAAUGGUUAAAGGUUGGUGGCCAUAUAUUCUUUAGGGAAUCAUGUUUUCACCAAUCUGGAGAUAACAAAAGGAAAGUGAACCCAACACACUAUCGAGAACCAAGGUUUUAUACUAAGGUAUUUAAAGAGUGUCAUUCCUAUGAUCAAGAUGGAGAUUCUUUCGAACUUUCUCCAGUGACUUGUAAGUGUAUCAGGGCUUAUGUGAAAAACAAGAAAAAUCAAAACCAGCUAUGCUGGUUAUGGGAAAAGGUAAAAUCAACAGAAGACAGAGGAUUCCAGAGAUUCUUGGACAAUGUGCAGUACAAAACAAGUGGAAUAUUACGUUAUGAACGUAUCUUCGGUGAAGGUUUUGUGAGCACUGGUGGAAUCGAGACUACAAAUGAAUUUGUGGGUAGGUUAAAUCUUAAACCUGGGCAGAAAGUACUUGACGUCGGAUGUGGAAUCGGAGGAGGCGACUUUUAUAUGGCUGAAAAUUAUGAUGCCCAUGUUCUUGGUAUUGAUCUUUCCAUUAACAUGGUUUCAUUUGCAAUUGAACGUGCCAUUGGACGCAAGUGCUCGGUUGAGUUUGAAGUUGCUGAUUGCACCACAAAGGAUUAUCCAGAAGAUAGUUUUGACGUCAUCUACAGCCGUGACACCAUCCUUCACAUACAAGACAAACCUGCUUUAUUCAGAAGGUUCUUCAAAUGGCUAAAACCCGGGGGCAAAGUCCUAAUCAGUGAUUACUGUAAGAACCCUGGGAAACCGUCAGAAGAAUUUGCUGCAUACAUUAAGCAGAGAGGUUAUGACCUUCACGAUGUGAAGGCUUAUGGACAGAUGCUCGAGAAUGCUGGUUUUCAUGAUGUCAUUGCCGAAGAUCGCACUGAACAGUUCCUGAGUGUUCUGCGAAGGGAGCUAGCUGAAUUUGAGAAGAACAAAGACGCUUUCUCGGCAGACUUCACCCAGGAGGAUUAUGACGACAUUGUGAACGGCUGGAACGCGAAGCUGAAACGGAGCUCUGUGGGUGAGCAGAGGUGGGGGCUGUUCAUCGCGACCAAGUGAUUGAACCUGGACGCAGAGGACCUUCAGAAUAAGAGUGGAUGCUGCUGUGUUGUUGUGUCUCUGCUUCUGGAUCAGUGAUUGAACCUGGACGCAGAGGGUCUUCAGAAUAAAACUGGGUGCUGUUGUGUUGUUGUGGCCAUGCUUCUGGAUUUGUUGUGCUGCAGUUAGCUAAAAUGUGCACCCAAAUUAGUAGAACGUGUAUUGUUCGUUUUAGUCCAUGCGAUGUGAUGCACGGGCUCUCGUUGAGCUCUAGUAAGAUUCUGUUGGGAGUCCAUGCCAUUUGGGGUGUUCAAUUCAGAUGUGCUUUGCUA
Molecule: messenger RNA, 2057 nt
Organism: Phragmites australis (common reed)
Lineage: Eukaryota; Viridiplantae; Streptophyta; Magnoliopsida; Poales; Poaceae
Product: phosphoethanolamine N-methyltransferase 1-like
Exons: 12
Coding region: 241-1746 (501 amino acids)
Biological process (GO): phosphatidylcholine biosynthetic process
Molecular function (GO): phosphoethanolamine N-methyltransferase activity
Source: RefSeq, a predicted model, not a curated record